AUGAGAACAGUAUCAAAGGUUAAGGAAAAAAAGUAAGGUAUAUAGUAGUAAAAAAGCAUCAUUAGUUAAACUUAUAAAUCAUUAUCUCCGCUUAUAUAGCAGAUUGUGUUAGAAAAGGGCUUUAUAGGGCCAUAGUAUUAAAAACAGCAAAUGCUUAAACCGCUUAAGAAAGGGUAUAAAAAGUUAUUUUUCCAAAAUAAUUUGAAUGCAGAUUUCCUGUAUAUUGGUUGCAUUUUUACUACUGAUUAGUAAAGAGAAUAAGAAAUACUAGUAGUACAAAUAAAUGAGCUGAUUGUAAAUGUUUAAACAAAAAUCCCUUAAAUGUAGCAUGCUGCUUUACUUAGAUUAGCAUCUGUAUCAAUUAGCAUCCAAAUAGACCUAGAUAAACCAAUACAAGAGUAAAAAAAAUCGCUAAUGCAAAGCAUAAUAACUAAAUCGAAUGAAAAUGAUCUAAUUUGCUUUCUAUUAAGAAAAUAGAUAUAUUAUAUAACUAUCAGAGCUUUAAGAUCUUUAAUUAUUUUUAAUUAUUGA
Tetrahymena thermophila SB210 is the source of this 531-nucleotide messenger RNA. RefSeq lists its product as hypothetical. The record is from RefSeq and is a predicted model, not a curated record. The transcript has 2 exons. NCBI's taxonomy places the organism in Eukaryota, Ciliophora, Oligohymenophorea, Hymenostomatida, Tetrahymenidae.